Rhinichthys klamathensis goyatoka is the source of this 1188-nucleotide messenger RNA. It is a transcript of the gene tmem182a, whose product is annotated as transmembrane protein 182a. Bases 279 to 1022 code for a protein of 247 amino acids. The record is from RefSeq and is a predicted model, not a curated record. The transcript has 5 exons. NCBI's taxonomy places the organism in Eukaryota, Metazoa, Chordata, Actinopteri, Cypriniformes, Leuciscidae. Gene Ontology annotation, cellular component: membrane.
GUCAUGAAACCCACUCCCCACCCAAUGCCAGGUCCUGCUCUGGCUAAGGGAGAGGACACUGACACACACACACACACACACAUAGACACUGGAGCAAGGAAGAUUACUAGAACAGCCAUUUGUGAUAACACACUAUAAACCUUGCUGAGCUUAACUGGACUAUUUAUCACACACAUUGAGGAGUUACAUAAUUUCAGCGACUACUUCAUGUGGGAAGGAGGAGAGACUAUUUAACAAGCAGUAAACGAUUGAAAAAGUAGCGCUCCAAGAUUGUCAUCAUGAAGUUACAUGUGGCACUAUUUUUCGCUGGGCUCUUUGGUGCCUUGGCAACUCUGUUCAUUCUCUUGUCUUUUGGCACGGACUAUUGGCUCUUGGCAUCAGAGACCUGUAAUCCACAUUCAAAUGGUCCAGUUACUUUGGAGCGAGGUGAUGUCGUGGUCAACCAGGGUCAGCACCAAGUUAGUGACGGCCAGAACAUUACCUUUCAUCACGAGGGCUUCUUUUGGCGCUGUACCUUUAAUGACAUCAUGAAUGAUGACAAUCUGUGGAAGUUCUGGUUUGAAAAUCAGCCACAUGCAAGGGUAUGCAAACCUGCAUAUCUUCUCCCCUUUCCCAUCCCUGACGAGAGCUACAACACUACCAGCUACCAGUCUGCCAUAAUCUACAGAGGCUUCUGGAGCGUCUCCAUGUUGGUGGGUGUGGCCGCUGUGGUGGCUGGCGGUUUCAUUAUCAUUUGCGCAGCUCCAUUUGCUAGUCAUCACCUUUAUAAAGUAGGGGGUGGACUCUACCUCAUUUCUGGUUUCUUCCUUCUCGCUGUCACUGUGAUGUAUGUUAUCUGGAUAGAUAUUUUGGAUGUCAUGAGCUCGUAUAAGGAAUAUCAGUCAAAGAAGUGCUCAGAGUUUGAGCUCAAUGUGACUUAUGGCCUAUCUUUCAUGUUUGCUCCAGUGGGCGUGUUCUUCUGUCUUCUGUCUGGUCUUCUCUUCCUAGUGAUUGGCCGUACAGUCCAACAUCAUUAUAACUGAACCUCAUGAAUAGUUUGGAAACAGAACAAUGAAAUUGUAUGUUCCAAGUGCAUUAAGUAUCUAUCACUGAAGAAAACAUGUUUGGGCUCUAAACUCUGAGUGUGCGUUAACUUUAUGAUAGGUUGGGCUACAGAUAUUAUAAAUUUGAUUUGAAUUUGCCUUCGAA